This is a messenger RNA of Saccostrea cuccullata (small rock oyster), 1351 nucleotides long. Its product is annotated as poly [ADP-ribose] polymerase tankyrase-2-like. NCBI's taxonomy places the organism in Eukaryota, Metazoa, Mollusca, Bivalvia, Ostreida, Ostreidae. The record is from RefSeq and is a predicted model, not a curated record. The coding region runs from base 1 to 939 and encodes 312 amino acids. The transcript is spliced from 9 exons. Gene Ontology annotation, molecular function: protein binding.
AUGGAAAAUUCAACAGAAUCUGAUUGGACAACACUGAUUUUGGACAAGCAAUACAUUUUCUCUCUAGCUGUCCAUUAUGCAUUGGUUAUCCACGAAGUCGGGAGUGAAGCACUUAAUGGAGCUAUGGAGCUGGGAACCAAAAGUUUGGAUCAUGUUUUACAAUCCCUGCCUACUUUACAACUGGAAACGCAACUCAUCCUGAUAUUUUGCACAGUAUCAUUACUGACUUGUUGGUUCACAUGCGUGAAAGUGUCAAAAUAUCGUCGUGAUCACCUUUUCCCUCCCGCUGGCUCAAACUCGAUGUAUGAUUGGAGUGUGUUCGAUUUAGCGAAGACUGCGUAUGAACCAGGUCAUACAGAAGCUGUUGUUAAAUUGGUGGAACAGUACGGAUAUGACGUCAACUACGUUAUGCCGACUAACGGACUCUCACUAUUUCUGUGCGCAUGUCUUAGUGGGAGAAGAAAUUUAAUUUUGUACAUGCUGGAAAGAGGAGCCAAUGUCAACGUGACCACCUCCUCUGGGGACACCUCGCUAUAUUUAGCUACUUACGGUGUCCUUAACUCCCCCCAAAAGGAACUAGAAAUCCUUUCUGAUCUGAUACAGUCAGGAUGUGAUGUGAAUAAACAAAACCAGAAGGGUUACACCCCUUUACAUCGCGCGGCCAGCAAAGGAAAUAUACCGGUCAUCAAAACUCUCCUCAAACAUGGUGCGGAUCCUUACCUAUGCAGUAAAUCUGGAAUCUAUCCUAUUGACAGUGCCAUUACAGCAGGUCAUGUUGAGGCUGCAGAACUGCUGAAAAUUAAUGUUAAGAAUCCUCAUGUAUGGGACGUGGUGGACCCCCACACCCCUCCACGGAUACAACUGGGUCUUCAGAGUCCCCCAAGACGCCACCUAAUGGAGUCCUCACGUAAACGGUCCCUCCACAAAGUAAUCACAUAGUGAUGACUGCUGAUAUUGAUAUGGAAGAAAAUGAGCAGAUCUAGACUUUCACACAGGAAAGUUUUAUGUUAGGUUUGAUUUUCAUAAAGUUCUGUAAAUUCUGUAUGAUUGUUUACUUACAUAUUAAAGAUAUGAAAAGGUCUCUUGAUAAGAAAUUUCAAUUUCUGUGAUAACCUAUAAAUGUUGGUAUUAUGAAAUUUUAAAUGUACAUGUAGAUAUAAACAUUUUAGUGGGGAAUAUUAUUGGUGUAUUUAUGCCUCCUCCUUCCUUUACCUAUUGUUAUGAAAUUUUUUGAAGAUUCUUAAGCAUAAGCUAAACAAACAUUGCUGAACCAGAUGGAAAAUAAAUAAAUAUGAGUAGAAUCUACAGCUUUUUAAACUUGUUUAACAUUCUUUUUAAAUUGCUGCACUAU